GUUGCCUGAAGGGUUAGCGGGUUUGUUAUUAAACAACAGCGAGGUGUGUGUGCGCUUGGCGAUGGCUGUUCCAGCAAAAUUAGGGAAUAUUUGUAGAUUUUGCCUCAACCAGAAGCAGGACCAACUGGUUCCACUCAUCACGAUCGUGGACAGUUCGCUUACGCUAGAGAACAUAGAAAGAUUUACCGGAAUUGAGAACCUAGAGGAGGAAAGCAAACAGUACGCCUCGUGCAGCGACUGCCAUAUGGCGCUGCUCAGUUCCGUGUCCUUUCGCAACUCGUGCCUGGCAAAUGAAGCACUCUUCAGGGAGCUGUGCACCGUAGUGGAGGAACAUCUCGACGAUGACGAGGCAGAUGAGUUUGUGGUCGAGGAACUGCAGGAAACGGUCUCGGAAAUGGAAUUCAUUGUGGUAAAUAAUCGCAAAAAACGGAAAGCGACUGAAAGGAAGGAAUCGCCGGCAGGCAAAGCGCUAACGUGCAGCAGAACCACGCGAAGGGUGAAUGACGGAACGAAGCCUGACACCGAUUACUGUGCGAACCGGAUCGAGCUCGGUGAACCGUUCUCCUCCGACGAGGAGCAAAGGUCGACCCGGGCAGGCCAGGUGAUACUGGACAAGGAGGCACUGUUUGCCGAGAGUUUGCGGCUUAUACGAGAGGCACAGGAACGGAACGUGCAUGCCACGGCGGAAACCCUCGAGUCCGCGGGCGAUGAGAGCAAUGAUUCAAGUCAUGCGCCACCCGUUGCUAGCGAGCGGCACCCGAGAGCUCCCAAAAUGCAGCUGUGUGAGGUGUGCGGCAAGGUGGUGCAGAAGCUGAGCGAACACAUCGCGAUCCACACGAAGGAAAUGAGGUACGCGUGCCCGCACUGCCCGGUGAGGAUGGCCAACCAUGCGAAUCUGUACCGCCACGUGCAGGCCGUCCAUCUGAAGCGGGUGGUGAAAUCAUGCGAAAUUUGCGCCAAGGGAUUCACCAGCAACGCGUCGUACAAAUCACACAUGCGCUCGGAGCAUGGGAUUGGUGAAACGUACGAGUGCAAGCUAUGCCCGAAGAAGUUCAACCAUCCGGGCAACUAUCGCGUACAUUUUAUCCGUUGCCAUAGCGACGUAAGGAAAUUCACCUGCACGAUCUGUGGGAAGCAGUUCAAAGAAAAGCGCGAUCAUCGAAACCAUCAGCGAGUACACUCGGACGACAAACCCUUCGCCUGCAGCCAGUGCCCGAAGCUGUUCAAAAGCGAUUACGCCAGGAAAACGCACGAACUGACGCACAGCGGUGUAGUGUUUCGGUGUGCACACUGUGAUAAAGGAUACCGCUACAAAUGCCUACUAAACAUACACAUAAGGAAGGACCAUACUGCAACAAUAAAGCAAGAAGGCACUAACGAUUGACACACACACACGUUGGUCACCAACAGGUAA
Messenger RNA from Anopheles gambiae (African malaria mosquito), 1414 nucleotides. RefSeq names its product zinc finger protein 37-like. Gene Ontology annotation, molecular function: RNA polymerase II cis-regulatory region sequence-specific DNA binding; DNA-binding transcription factor activity; zinc ion binding. Lineage: Eukaryota; Metazoa; Arthropoda; Insecta; Diptera; Culicidae. The transcript is spliced from 4 exons. The record is from RefSeq and is a predicted model, not a curated record. Gene Ontology annotation, cellular component: nucleus. Gene Ontology annotation, biological process: regulation of transcription by RNA polymerase II. Bases 62 to 1384 code for a protein of 440 amino acids.